CAUGGCUAAGAUAUUUCAGACUUUUAAGGGGGAGGAUCAUGCUGUAUAUACACACAGAAUGAAAAUCAUAUCAAAAACAAAAGGCCAUGCCCCAAGUUCCUUAGAAGGUUGGAGUUCAAAACGGGGGACUUCUCAAUUUCAAUUUAAAAAGUCCUCGUUCUUUCAAUCAAUGCUGUGUAAUUCUCAAAGUGACCACUGGAUGGCAGAUGACGCGUGAGAGCUGUGGCAGAAGGACAGAGGAAAAUGGGUGGCAGAAAGAGAGUAAAAGUGGGGUAUACAGAUUGGUUCUUUAGUCUCUAGUCUCUGCCAAGUGGUGGCUUCAGCCUAUCCUGCUGCCAGCAUGCGGACCCUGACAGAGUACCCCCAAAACAAAGUGGUCCUCAACAGAAAAAAAGCUUGCCCACCCCUGACAUCAGACACCUCAGGGUGUCUUUCUUGCAGAAGACAGGAUGAGGUAGAAACAUGCGGCAAAACUGGCACCAAUGUCUUCAUUUCAUUCUGCUCUCUCACUUGGCUUGGAAACAGAAAUGGUAGAGAGAGAGAAACUAGGGAGAGUGUGAGACUCUCCAUUCUCCUGGGUCUCUUUUGCAGAAGGGGGGAAAAGGCAGGUCCCGGAAGGAGGUAACAUUGAUUGUUCCCUCACACCAGGACUUCCCCACCCCUCGCCCGGCCCCAGGGAUCUUCACACUUCCGUUUGAUCCCCUGCGCUUUUUAUCAUCGGCCAACUAGUCUCGCUUAAACAUUAAUGGAAAAAAUUGCAUGCAGAAAUAUCGCAUCAGAGAUAAGCACAGUAGCAGUCAGGAGCCUCUGUUUUGAAAGUCCUCCAGCAAGGUGAAAAUGCCACAUGGCAACAGCUGGAGAGAGAGAGAGAGAGAGAGAGAGAGAGAGAGAGAGAGAGAAAUGGGUGGCUUAAGCUGGGAUAAAGAACCAUUUUCAGUCCGAGAAUCACAUUCCUUUCUGGGCAACCUUCUGAGGCCGCCCGCUAGUGGUGAGCAGGCCCAGAGACAAAAGGGGGCAGAACACUGGACACAAAUUUUACUUCCAUGUGGUAGGCUACUUUCUGCACACACUUGCCGUCCAGGCAAGCCUUAUCAGGGUUCAUGGGCUCAUGGGCAAAAAGACUCACAGACCAUGUUAAGGAAAGGUGGUGAGGGUGUGUGGGCUGAUGAGAGGCCUGAGGGCCAGAGAGAGAAGCCUGUAGGUCACAUUUGGCCCUUGACCCUGAGAUCCCCCACCAACGUCCCAAGCAGGAUGCUCCACCCCACCCCGAUACAUGCAUGAAUUCUGUAUCAUUCAAAGACUACUUGGGGUUUUCCCCCCUGCCCAUCUCAUCUGCUGGCCAAUCACAGCAGUGGACAGCAAAGUCAAUCACAAACAUGGCUGUGGCCAGCAGGUCCUACCCUUCACCCUUGUCUCCAGUGGGGGCGGGUGCCAGAGAUCUAGGAGGUGGAGCCUCUCAGCCUAGCCUACCUCACAGGGUUGUGACCAGUCAGAUGCUAAGCAACCGUAUUGCUCCUUUCCUUAGGUGUCCACAGUAUCUUUGCAAGUGUUGGGGUGGAACCCAGAGCAAACUGGCGCUGCUUCCAGAGGCUCCCUUGGCAGCCCCACCAGGCCCAGUGGUCACCAACCAGCAUGGAUAUGAGCCAAGGAGGAAGCAAUCUUUGUAGUUCAUGUGUCCCCACUGUUUCUCAGCUAUGGAGCUUGGAGGGUGUGAUAGGAUCCAGCCUAUCGUGAUGCCUGUGUGUGCAGGCUAGAUAAGAGCCAUAAAGCACUUACACUUCAGAGAAUAAUAAAAUACUGGUGGCCACUGAUAUGGACAUUACAUAUUUUUAUGACUCGGAGAAUCAAGGGCAGAAUAAUUCGGUGUUAUUGCCAAGCACCAGGAACCCAGGGAGCUGUGUGGCGUUACUGAUUAACACCCUUCUUAGCAUUAUUUUCCUGAUGUCAGCAUGGCUGAAAGCCGACUCACUAAUAAUCGUUCAUAUCAAUACCAGUAAAGCAUCAUGGAAACUGCAGCGGUUACUGUGCAGCCAGAGAUGAGCGCAGCAAGAUCUCAUUCUCCCUGCAAAUGCUUGUUGGAAAGAGAAAGUUCCUCUCCUGGGGGAGCUGAAGAAGGAACAGACCAGGGCAAAUCUCUGAAAACAGCGGAAGGAAUGCAAAACACAGAUCCUCCUGAAGAAGAAAUGCAAAAUACAGGUGAUGUGGGACACAUGGUUGGAAUUUCAGGCUCAGAGGGCGCAGCCUCUCCUGCGGGACGACCUGGCCUAGGUGCCCCAAAUCAACCGGCUCUGGACAUGAACCCGCCCAACUCUUUCCCUCCAGCCUUUUGGGUAGCGACUCCUCUAGACAGCCCUGCAGAGAAAGUGAACCUUGGAUGCUCCUCUGCAGUCCCAGCCGCAGACACAGACUGUGUCAUCUGCUUUAACCGGUACAGUCUUAGCAGACUGCCAAAACUUCUGGCUUGCCAGCAUGUCUUCUGCGCCGUCUGCCUGAAGCUUAUCCUGAGGAACGACGGGAAGACGUGGGAAAUUGUUUGCCCCAUCUGCCGAAAAGCCACCUCCGUCUUUGGGGGCCUUAUCUGCAGCCUCCGCGAUAAGGAGGAAGCCGUUCUUGAGCCCUUGCCAAACCCUGGCUGGAAUGCAGAGGGUCUCUUUCCUCUGGAUGCUCGGAGAGGGAAGCUGCUGGCUCGUGGCACUUUCCACGUCAACCCAGAUGAUGGCGGCAGCAGCGAUAAUGUCAGGGUGGCUGCCAAGAGGCUGGUCUUCCUUCUGCUGCUCUCAGCCCUGCUUGCGGCCCUCAUUCUACCCAUCUUGGAUCAGGGGCUGCUGAAGUGGGCCAUCUGCAUCGCCAUGGGCUUGGGGCUGGCCUUAGCUGGGGUGCUUUGCUUCAACCCAAAGUGGAGGUGCAGCAGCCUCUGUGGUUCUCUCCCGUCCUGGAGAAUGAGAGCGAGUCACAUCACCUCUGUCGCCUGAAAGUUCCCCACACUGCAAUGAUUAAACUAUGGAACCUUCUUCCACAAGAGGUAGGGUUGGUCACCAACAUGGAUGGCUUUAACCUGGACCCACUUGACCCGUGCGAUCGCCUUACUCCAUAUAAGCCCACUCGACCAUUUCAAUCUACAGAACUGGCAUUGUUGCAGGUGCCACCUAAUACUUGUUUUACCUUUGUAAGAAAUCAUUUAGCGUGGCAAAAUGGAACUCCCUGCCUGUUGACAUCAAGCAGGAGCCUUCACUGUACGCUUUUCAGCUCCUGCUAAAAACAUUUUUGAUUAGACAAGUCUACCCAGAUACCUAGAAUGUCAAAAUGUGUUUUAAUCUGUUUUUAGCUCGUUGGUGAUUUUAUUUUUGGAUGUUCUGUUUUUAACUUUUUGACUGAUAAUCUUAUUGUUUUAUUCUUUUUGUACACCACUUUGCUUGUUUUUACAAUUAAGAGGUAUAUGGAUUUUAUGAGAAAUAACAGAGCACCAGCCAAAUUCUUGGAGGAUUAAGGCUCCCAAUGACUGUGUUCCACCUCCAUUGCCAGAGGCUGCUGGGAAUUACACUCAUGCCCUCAUUGCAGGCUUCCCUUAAUGGGGUGGGGCUGAUAGUCCAGAACGAGGGCACUAGGCUGGGGAUAGCUGGUAUGCAAGGCCUACUGGGAGCUUCUCGAAUGGCAGUUAAACUGCCACAGUUGCUCACCGUUGCCAUGGUGCUGGCAGGUUCCAGCUUUUGUAUGCAGAGCAACAGCAUCCCAAAGUGGUCAGCUACGAUUGGUCUUCUGGCGGCCAUUCCAUUCAAGCCCAUUGGGACUUUAGGCCAAUGGGGGUCUCGGCCAUGUAUCGGAAGCAAGUUGAUUGGUUGUGGGCUACCAGCUGCAGGGAAUAUAAGGCAAGGAUCAGUGCCGUUUGGAGGUCAGUUGAACAGUCCUAGGAGGGCUGUGAAGAAGUUCAGCGAGGGACUUAAGAAGACUCUGGAAGAGGGAAGCGGAGGAGCCUGAAGCCAGGAAGGUCUGUGAGAGAGGAGAGGAGGUCUCCUGUAAUAGGUUUGGGGAAGAAUGGAGCCCAGUGAAUCAGCUGUUAGGCAAGUCAUCUGAAGAAGCUCCUGACCAGAGUGAAGACUCCUGGUGGUGACCUCAGGGAAGCCUGCCAGAUAACUGAGGGGAAGUGAACCUGACCAAACUUCAAGUGAAGAACUCCAAACAUAUUUGAAUUAACUGAGGUAGAGUUGGGAAUGGUACCUGGUUAUUGCAUAGUAGUACCUGCGCCUCUAUGGACUACAACUCCAUUGAGACCUGGCCAUAUUGGCUGGGGCUGUGGGAGUUGGAUUCCAAAAACAUUUGGAGGGUCAAAUAUUUUCCAUUCCUGGCUGAAAAGGAACAGCAGCAGACACCUAGCCAUCUUCUUAAAGCAACACCAGCAUUGUUGUAACAUCUAUUUAAGGCAGGCAAUAACAUAUUGCAUCUGAUGUUUAAACCACAUUUACUUACCAGCAAGUAUAAUCUCAUU
This is a messenger RNA of Podarcis lilfordi (Lilford's wall lizard), 4483 nucleotides long. NCBI's taxonomy places the organism in Eukaryota, Metazoa, Chordata, Lepidosauria, Squamata, Lacertidae. The record is from the annotation of a GenBank genome assembly.